UGUUAUUGCAGAUAAAAUGGCAGGGAGGGGAAUGAGGUUGGUAACCUCAGGGUUAUUGAGAAACUUCGCCCAGAGAUCUGUAUUACCCAGGGUAACUUGUGUCAGGAAUGAAAGUACUGAAUCCUCUUUGGAAACCAGGCCAACCCUUCGUAAAUUUGAUCCUGCUGUUCGUCAAAAUUUGACAGAUUUCGGCCAGUAUGUGGCCGAAUGCAUGCCCAAGUUCGUUCAGAAGGUUCAGAUCACCGCAGGUGAUGAACUAGAGAUCUUGAUUGCUCCCAACGGAGUAGUUCCUGUUAUGUCCUUCCUAAAGAACCAUACAAACGCUCAAUUCGGCAGUCUGGUCGAUAUUGCUGGGGUGGAUAUGCCAACCAGAGAAUACAGGUUUGAGAUUGUUUACAAUCUAUUGAGCUUCAGAUUCAACUCAAGGAUCCGUGUUAAGACCUACACGGACGAACUCACACCCAUCGAGUCCGUCAACGACAUUUUUAAGGCCGCUAACUGGAAUGAACGUGAGGUUUGGGAUAUGUUUGGAGUAUACUUCACAAACCAUCCAGAUCUUAGAAGGAUUCUCACAGAUUACGGGUUUGAGGGACAUCCACUGCGUAAAGAUUUCCCCCUUACUGGAUACGUUGAAUGCAGAUACGACGACGAACUCAAGCGUGUUGUUCAAGAACCCGUGGAACUUGCACAGGAGUUUAGGAAGUUUGACUUGGCUGCUCCAUGGGAACAGUUUCCCGCAUUCAGAGAACAGCUCCCGGCCGCUGAAGAAGUCCCUAUUACGGAGAAGAAGUAAACCUUCUCAGUUCCCUUGGUCAGAAGUAUUUUCAAACAUUGAUACACUAGCCAGAAAUAAAACAGAUAACAUCAGUGACUCUUCAGCAAAAUUCUGUUUGAAAAUAUUAUGAUGAAAUUAGUCAGAUAACUAUUUAUGAUGAUGAUAUAAAAAUGGUAAAAAACUGAUUCAAUCUUGACAUUUUUGUGUUGAACCAUCUCCUUCUCCUACUCUAACUCUAUCUACUUCCUGAGGUUAAUGUUUAAAGAUUGUUUCAGAA
Messenger RNA from Eurytemora carolleeae, 1052 nucleotides. RefSeq names its product NADH dehydrogenase [ubiquinone] iron-sulfur protein 3, mitochondrial (gene ND-30). Gene Ontology annotation, molecular function: NADH dehydrogenase (ubiquinone) activity. Lineage: Eukaryota; Metazoa; Arthropoda; Copepoda; Calanoida; Temoridae. The transcript is spliced from 7 exons. The record is from RefSeq and is a predicted model, not a curated record. The coding region runs from base 17 to 793 and encodes 258 amino acids.